Ziziphus jujuba (common jujube) is the source of this 594-nucleotide messenger RNA. RefSeq lists its product as uncharacterized. Gene Ontology annotation, molecular function: structural constituent of ribosome. Gene Ontology annotation, cellular component: cytosolic small ribosomal subunit; ribosome. Lineage: Eukaryota; Viridiplantae; Streptophyta; Magnoliopsida; Rosales; Rhamnaceae. Bases 16 to 426 code for a protein of 136 amino acids. The record is from RefSeq and is a predicted model, not a curated record. The transcript is spliced from 3 exons. Gene Ontology annotation, biological process: translation.
AAAAAAAAAGGCAACAUGGGAUGGGCCGAAAAACGUAUCUCCUCCUAUGCAGGAUGGAUGGGCUUGGGCCAACUCGAAUGUCUCCAACCCAAGCCUCAUUUUCAGUUUGUUCCUGGUAUAUAUAUUGUCUCUGAAAACCCUAAAGCUGAAAUUCCCUCAAGACCUGCUGGCCUCGGCGUCUACAAGCUCGCAGCAAAAUCAGAGUCAGAGAGGUACACACCGGCGCAAUUCAUCGUCAUGGGUAAGGUACACGGAUCUUUGGCUCGUGCUGGUAAGGUGAGAGGCCAAACUCCCAAAGUUGCUAAGCAGGAUAAGAAGAAGAAGCCCAGGGGACGGGCUCACAAGCGCAUGCAAUACAAUCGUCGAUUCGUCACGGCAGUGGUUGGAUUUGGCAAGAAGAGAGGACCCAACUCGUCCGAGAAGUAGAAGUAGGCAGGCUUGGAUUUUGUGAUUUGUUAUUUGAAUUUUGAUGUUGUUUUUAUAAGACCCUUUGUACUACUUGAUUAUCAGUUUUUGAUGCUCUCUUUAGUUAUUAUUGGAUUUUAUGUUGAAAUUAUUAUGCUCUAGUUAAAUCAGAAUUAAAAUUCUUGCUUC